This is a messenger RNA of Medicago truncatula (barrel medic), 1547 nucleotides long. Its product is annotated as protein LNK3. The record is from RefSeq and is a predicted model, not a curated record. The transcript has 7 exons. The coding region runs from base 291 to 1181 and encodes 296 amino acids. Lineage: Eukaryota; Viridiplantae; Streptophyta; Magnoliopsida; Fabales; Fabaceae. Gene Ontology annotation, biological process: regulation of DNA-templated transcription; circadian rhythm.
CAAACUCAUAAUAAAGCAUCUUUCUCUUGUCUUCUGUUUUUCUUACAAGUGUCCAUUGCUUCUUAACUCUUCUUACGGUUUUCUAUUAUAUUUCAUUAUUUUAUUUCUAACAAAGCAUUUGCUAUAGCCGCCUCUCUCUCUCUCUCUCUCUGUGUAUUUUUCACCUAUCACAAAACUCAUACAACAAGAAGAACUAGAACGCAAUAUUAACACUAGUUUCAUCCUUCAAGAAGCUUUGUUCUUUUGCUAGCUUUGUUUUCAUCAUCAUCUGCAAGAAAAAACUAUUCACCAUGGAUUGGUACUAUGGAUGUGGAACGAACGAUUUCGUUGUACCGGGCGAUCAAGAUUUAAUGGCUAGGCAUCCAUCACCAGAAAAUUGGUCAAAAUGGGGAAUAAAUACACCUGAAGGUUACAAUUCACCUAAAAAUUACAUGACCAUGGAUUCAAAUACAACAGAAUUAGAAUUCAAUUUCAACAGUGAAAGUUUCCGUGACGGAGUCAAGUUCGAAUCAUCUUCCUAUGAUAAAGAUCAAUCUAGCAGUUCAAGUGUAUGUGGAGGAUUGACUGAGCAAUCUUUUCAACAAUCACGUCAUCAGCAUCAGCAGAAUCAGCUUCAAGAACUAUCAUCAAGCUUCGAGCAGACCACCGAUGACAUAUUCUUGGAUUCGAUACUAGAAGAUUUUCCCUGUGCUGAAAACUCAAACAAGUCCUUUUACUUUUAUCCUGAAAACCAAUGCAGCAAUACAGCUGGUGAACUGCAGAAUGAUAUUGCAGCUUCCGAGUAUCUUACAUGCAACUCUAAUUCUGAUGACCUCUUGAACAUAGAGACACUCCAAAUCUUGGAUCAUUCUGAGCAAUUCAGUGGAGAUGAAGCAAUGCAUAAACACUCGUCUAUUGAAGAAUCUACACUACAGAAUCUUGAGGCAAUAAUUUCACAGUUCAAUGACAAGACUCGAAUUCACUUCCGCGAUGCACUUUACCGCCUUGCCAGAGAUACAAAACAUCAGUAUGUAGCUGAGGACCUGGAUGGUGAUGUUAGCAUGCAAGAGGCAAUGCCAUGGGCAGUUCACAAUGAAGCCUUGAGGUCUGACGACAAGAAACAAAUGGAAUCAGAGACCAACAGUGUUGACAGAGCGGUUGCAAAUCUCAUGUUCAACGGAACCGCAUAUUGUGAAUGCUGAACCAACUAAGAGAUUGUUCAUGCUAAAAUUGGUUAGGCAAUGCAAUUCUGAGGUGAAAGUUAUAAGAAGUAAUAACCAAAAACCAAUUCCCUGUAAUUAUUAAGUACUUUGUACCAGAAAUUAUAUGUAUUAUGUAAGUCUUGUCCAAGGAUAUAGCUGUUUCCACCCAGCUCAAUUUUGGUUGUAAUGUAAGUUAAGAAGUUUAUUAGCUAUGCUAGAGUAAGAAAUUUUAGGUUUGAACAACACCUAGUUUUUCUUCUGAGUGUUGAUGAGUGAACUUAUUAAUACCUUGAUAUUUUGUUUGAAUGUAAAUGAGUGAGUUUAUAGACCAUUUUUUUGGCAAACUUGGGUAAGGUCAUAAUUUUA